Messenger RNA from Rhodamnia argentea, 1947 nucleotides. Its product is annotated as transcription factor TGA1-like. Gene Ontology annotation, biological process: regulation of DNA-templated transcription; DNA-templated transcription. Lineage: Eukaryota; Viridiplantae; Streptophyta; Magnoliopsida; Myrtales; Myrtaceae. Gene Ontology annotation, molecular function: sequence-specific DNA binding; DNA-binding transcription factor activity. The record is from RefSeq and is a predicted model, not a curated record. The transcript is spliced from 10 exons. Bases 491 to 1588 code for a protein of 365 amino acids.
UGCUUUGCUUCCAUCCUUAGAAAUACUCCCUCCACAGUGGGAAGGAACAUCAAAAGACGUCUCCUUUUAUCAGCCGAUAAGCUAAAGGAAAGACUCUAAGAACAAUCUUGCUUUUGAUCACCCCUUUUGUUUCCUUCUUGAUUAUUGUUGUUAUAAUUGCUGCUGAUGCUAUUAUUAUCGUCGGUCUUGCAUUUGCUUUAUCGUUUUUGUUUGCUUUGGAGGGACCAAUAACAGCGACCCUUAGAGGACCUGAGAGAGUGGUACAAUAUAAGCCCUUCUUUGAGUACUCUCAGCAGUCCACACCAGCACACACCAGCACUUGCACAUUCUUAAUUUUCUCCCGUUUGUAGCUGCACACGAGGAAUCACUGCGUUCUUGUUCGAGUUUAGCAGUUUCUUGUCCUCUGAAGAUCAAGUCGAAGUGGGGAGUAAGCAAAUUGUUUCGGGGCGCUAGAUUCCUGAAGGAUGCUGUGAAACAGUGCCAGUGAAGUAUGAACUCUCCUCUAGCCCAGCUUGUUAACCCAAGAAAGAUGCUCAUUUACGAGCCAUUUGAGCAGUUCACCAUGUGGGGAGACGCCUUCAAAGGCGACAAGGUCAAAAAUCCCGAGGCAUCGUCAUCUAUGAUCGUGCAUGCAGUAGAUGAUGGAUUAGACAAGAAGUUUGAAUAUGUGUCUCAUGAAUCGGCGGAAAAUUCCAGUUCCAGAAGCGAUCAGGAAGCAAAUAGACCUGACAAGGUACAGAGACGUCUAGCACAGAACCGUGAAGCUGCUCGAAAAAGUCGUCUGCGGAAAAAGAAAUAUGUACAACAACUCGAGUCAAGCCGCUUGAAGCUAGCACAAUUGGAGCAGGAACUUGGGAGAGCUAGGCAGCAAGGGGUCUUCUUGGGAAAUGUGCUUGACGCUAAUCACUUCGGAUUCUCCAGAACAGUCAACUCGGGAAUUGCCACAUUCGAGAUGGAAUAUGCGCACUGGGUCAACGAGCAACACAAAAAGAGUUGUGAACUUAGGACUGCACUGCAAGGGCAUGUAGGCGACGUCGAGCUUCUAUUCCUAGUAGAGAGCGGCUUGAAACACUAUUUUGAUCUUUUCGGCAUGAAAGCAGAAGCUGCCAAGGCGGACGUUUUCUUUUUGAUGUCCGGCGCAUGGAGGACAUCGGCGGAACGGUUUUUCCUCUGGAUUGGAGGAUUCCGUCCAUCAGAGCUGCUAAAUGUUCUAGUGCCGCAAAUCGAUCUCUUAACUGAACAACAGAUGCUGCAAGUGUGCAACCUCCGACAUUUGUCCCAGCAAGCCGAAGAUGCUCUGUCUAAAGGGCUGGAAAAACUUCAGCAGAACUUAGCUCAGGAAGUCGCCGAUGAUCAACUAGGCGCAGGGAAUUACGCCUCCGGGGUGGAUGCUGCUAUGGAGAAGUUGGAAGCAUUGGAGAACUUUGUGAACCAGGCAGAUCAUCUUCGGCAGCAGACCAUGCAGCAAAUGUCCCGGAUUCUAACCACACGCCAAGCAGCCCGAGCGUUGCUUGUCCUCGGAGAAUUUUGUCACCGCCUUCGUGCACUGAGCUCCCUUUGGGCCGCCCGUCCUCCCGAGCCUGCCUAAGCCAAUCAACACCAGGACAACCCACCAGGAAAAGAACGCCUUCAUAGCUGAAAAGAGUCACCGGCAGGGACUAAAAACUUGCCGCCGUUGUUCUGUCAAACUCCAUCUGAUGUGCCUACCAGUUAUCAAGGACUCUCGAGUUCGGAUCAUUGUGAAUACAGCAAUAGCCGCGCGUCCGAUAAAUAACUAGGCACGAUAGCUCUUUCGGAGCACGUGAUUUUAUUUGUAAAUAUAGUUCGUGUCUUUCCGGCGACACUUGCAUUGCAGGCUUCAUUUGAAUGAAGUUUGCAGUAUGGUUCUGCUUGUGUACAUUUUUGUUAAGUUGAAAGUAGUUGCCUAGUGGUGUGGUAUUUGGAGGA